AUGGCUGGGCUAAAGCCUCUCAGCGAAAAUGGUGAUCCCGCGAUCUCAUGCUCUGUACAAGCGCCGACAUGCGCCGGCGACAGUGCCGACUUCAAUUCGUGUCUUCAGAACUUGGUGAUGAGUUUCAUGGCACUUUCCCUGAAACGUUUGAAACGAAACCAAACCCUGAAGUUUUUGACACUGCAACAGCUGUCGAAGUUGCUUCGCGUUCAAUUCCUGUGGAGACCUUGGUCACCUGUCACUAUACGGAAGAGGGGCUACAGCAUCAUGCGGCUGUGUGACUACCUCGAGAACAAGGGGAGCGUCUUUCCGUGCAGUGAGGAGUGCAAGGUGCAAAGGAGCCUGCUUAGGACGGGACGCCAUAAGACAAUGAAAUCACAGAUGCAUCGUCACCAAUUCUUGCCAAUGGUGGCACCAUGUCAUGGAGUGGAUGGCAGGGAUUGGGGUUCAGUCUGGAUCAAAGUUCGAGACACCAUGAAACUGGAAUGGCCACCCAAGGGACUCAUCAUGCCUGCACCUGGACUUCAAGGCCAGGCCACCAGUAGGCCAUUGGAGACGCAAGAGUGUGCAGCUUGGCUGAGGAAAUUGGUUGGGGGCCCAGAUGAUCCAGCUGGAAGACGCAUUUCUAGCCAUUCAUUGAAAUCAACAUUCCUUUCACAUGCUGCAAAGCGUGGCAUUGGCAUCUCUGAACGAUUGCAGCUUGGUUAUCACACAAGCAAGUUCGAGAUGGGCAUGGUUUACAGUCGUGAUGGUGCAGCCGCUAGCUUUUUGGUGCUUGAGAAUUUGAUCAGGGACAUUUCUUCUGGUCUUUUUGGCCCAGACGACACUAGGAGUGGUAGAGUCAAGCCGUUGGAUCAGCCACCAAAACCUGCAGGAGAUGGUGACGUGAUUGACAUCAAGGACGAGCCGGAGGUUCUCGAGGUGUCCAGUGCUGAGAGCGGUUCUGAAUCAGAUUCAACUUCUAGUGAAGAGGAGAGACCAAAGUGCGUCAAACAUUCACCUGUGUUUCAACCUGCUGCUGCACCACCUGGUUUUUCGAUGUGGCAGCAUCGGAAACUCAAGACGCUGCACCUGAUGGCAGUGGAGAACAGUAGGGUGUUUGCAUGCGGCAGGAACGCCGGGGCCUUACAUGAGAAACUAGGCAAAGCCCCUGAAUUUGAUACUCCACUUUGUGGCCCCGGCUGUGUUUCAACAGAUCAAGCACAGUUGGCGUUUUCACCCGCCGUGACGGAGCGGCUCCUCCCUCAGGAGUGUGACGAGACGACUGGGUCCACGAUACGGCCCCGGGUGAGCCACGAUACGAUGGCCACGAUGGGCAGACACCAACUGAAGCUGGUGAUUUCAACAGAAAGUUACCGAGCUGAGAAAGGGAGAAAGGUCAUUGAGGCCGAGUGGAACUCCGAGCUCAAGUAUCAACGGUGCAUGAUGCGGAGGGGAUUGGCCUUUGACCAAUGCCGUGUUCUCAGUUGGAACGUGCAUCAGCAUUGGGUUAACUACAUGCUGAAUUUGUUGAGCAGGCCUGUCAACCCAGGGUUCCAACAGAUCAAGCUUGAUCAGCAGGUCCGAGCCGAUAGAGAGCUUUGGACACUACUUGCACAAGAGGUUUCGGCAAGCUUGAAGAUGGACGGAAACGAGAUUCCACUGGACAAGCACGUCACUAGACUUGCAACAGACCCAAGGGCCACCAUGCUGCUGUUGCCGCUACCGGCGAACCAAAGAGUGACAGAAGCGCCUGACAAGCCCAGGCCAAAUCCAAAGGCUGGCCCUGCGAAACCUGCUGCAAAGGUCUCUUCCAAGCGCAAGACCCGCGCAGAGCGAAGUUGCCCUGAAGAGCUGAAACAAUACACUACAAAGGUUGCCGCAGGUGGGAGAGCAGAAAGUGGUGCACUUCCAAUGCAGAGCGCUGGCAAAAGCCACCAUGCACCUGAUGUUUCCACCAUCUCCAAAAAGGAGGACCUUAUGUCAGAUGGGGAGCCGCCUCAAGGCGAUAACCCGCCAACUUUCACUGCAGAAUCCGAGGAGGCUGAUCGACAAGAUGCCACGGCUGUUUUUCUCGAUGUCGAUGACAAUUCAACAGUUGAAAAGAUCCACAUUGGGAUCCCCAGUGAACCGGACGAUUUUGUUCAGAGAGCAAUUGCGGCAGGUCACCCGAGAAGCUUGGAACAGCACCUGGACCCGCAUGUCAAGAGCAUGAUACAUGCCAACUUUGUUGCAGACCCUUCCAUAGUUGCGAAGAAACGAGCCGACUUCUUCAGGAAGUAUGUCAAACGAGCGUCAGAACUGUCAAGACAAGAAGAGGAGCUCAGGAGCAAGAUGCCCCAACAUGUUUUGGAGCUGGUGGGCAACAAACGUUUGGUUCUAUGGAAGGAGAUCCUCAGUGACUACGGAUAUCCCGAUGUCAACCUGAUCGAAGACAUUGCAGCUGGCUUCAAACUCAGUGGGUGGAUGCCGAGGUCACACGUCUUCAAAACCAGGACAAAGAGGCCUUCAAUGGCCUUGAGCACCUUGAAGGGCCUUGCAAAGGCUCUGAACACAGCCGCCCUUCGAAACAUGGAUGUCAGGCAAGACUCCGACUUAGAAGCCGCCACAUGGCAUGAAACUGAAGAGGAAGUUAGGAAACGCCUUGACUCGUCAAUUCAGGGCAGCCUUCUCCUUCUCAGAGACAGAGUUUUGGAAGCCCCUCCAGUGGUAAUAGGCCGACCCCUUGGAGAUACCUGGAUCAUCUUUACAGAUGGAGCUUGCAAUCCUGAGUGCAAAACUGGAAGCGUAGGAGGCCUGAUACUAUCCCCUCAGGGUCGUUGCCUGUCCUUCUUCAGUGACGUCGUGCCGGAGGACAUAACUGUCGAGCUGUUCAAAUUUUCCUGCAAUCCAAUUCACGAAUUGGAACUGAUGCCUGUUCUCAUAGCUUGUUUGGAAUGGGGGUCCCUUUACAAAGGGGCGCUCAUAGUUUACUACAUCGACAACGAGUCGGCAAGGAUGGCCCUAGUGAAAGGGAGUGGAGAGACGCAUUUUGCCUCCCACCUUAUCAGUGACUUCGUCAGCCUAGAGGCUGAACUACAGCACAAGACCUGGUUCGGAAGAUGCCCCAGUCACAGUAAUCCAUCAGAUGGAGCAAGCAGACUCGAUCUAACCUGGGUCGAAAGCAAGGGUGCCUGCCGAACCAAUAUCGAUUGGGAGAGGCUAAGGCAUCGCAUUGGUCUAGGUGGGGAGAUGCCGGAGAUGCGAUGA
Messenger RNA from Cladocopium goreaui, 3228 nucleotides. The record is from the annotation of a GenBank genome assembly. Lineage: Eukaryota; Dinophyceae; Suessiales; Symbiodiniaceae.